CUGCUUCCUCAUUUCAAUAUUAACUGUUUAUCAGAAGAGAAACAGGUUUGGGGCUAGGGCUGAGUGUUUUGUUUAUUUUUUUGGUUAGUGAGGUUUUUUUCUCUUCACAGUAGCAGAUGGAGCUUCCUCAAACUGCCCAGUGCUGUUUUUCAUUUUAAAAGAGACAGGACUGUGGAAGUGUUUCACUUUCUGCUCUAGCUGGUGUAUUGUAACAGCAGCAAAGCCGAGUGCCGCUGCUACUCUGCUCUCAGAGCAAACCUGUUAAAGGAUUUUUCUCCCCCUCGAUAAAUCAAUAGGCAUGACACAGCUGCAGUUCAAAGAUGCAUUUUGGUGCAAGGAAUUCACUGUCCACUCUGGCUAUGAGGUGCUUCUCCAGCGAAUGUUGGAUGGGAGAAAGAUGGCAAAAGAUGUGGAGGACUUGCUCAAACAGAGGGCACAAGCAGAAGAGAGAUAUGGGAAAGAGCUGGUUCAAAUUGCUCGAAAAGCAGGAGGACAAACCGAAAUUAACACUCUGAAGGCAGCAUUCGAGGUCCUAAAGCAACAAAUUGAAAAUGUUGGAAACUCUCAUAUCCAACUGGCAUUGAUGCUGAAGGAUGAACUGAAAGGAAUAGAGGAGUUCAGAGAAAGACAGAAGGAGCAACGAAAAAAGUAUGAGACUGCAAUGGAUCGUGUGCAAAAGAGCAAGGUGUCCCUUUAUAAGAAAACUAUGGAGUCAAAGAAGACCUACGAGCAGAAGUGCAGGGAUGCAGAUGAGGCUGAGCAGGCCUCCGAGAGGAUAAGCACUUCAGGCAACCAAAAGCAAACAGAAAAGAGUCAGAACAAAGCCAAGCAAUGCAAAGACACAGCAAAUGAAGCAGAAAGGGUGUACAAGCAGUAUAUAGAACAGCUGGAUAAGGCCAGAAUAGAGUGGGAGAAGGAACAUAUCAGCACCUGUGAGGCCUUUCAGCUCCAGGAAUGUGAUCGUAUCACCAUCCUCCGGAACUCCCUUUGGGUUCACUGUAACCAGUUGUCCAUGCAGUGUGUGAAGGAUGAUGAGAUGUAUGAAGAGGUUCGAGUGAGCUUGGAGAACUGUAACAUAGAAUCUGACAUGGAUUACUUUAUUAAGAAUAAAAUGACAGGAACAGAUCCACCAGUUCCAAUAGGAUAUGAGAAUUAUUAUGCCAGAGAAUCUCCUAGAUAUAGUAACAGUCCAGUCCAGUCCUGUGGGAUGAUGAAAAGAUUCUCUGGAUUGUUACAUGGAAAUAGCAGAAACUCCAGUGAAACCAUCAUUCCCACAGCCCCUCCUAUAGACGAGAAAGUGGAUGGGGUCUACGCCGCUAUUAAUGUGGGUGAACAAGCAGCAACCACACCAUCCCAGGACUACAGAGUGCUCUACGACUAUACAGCCCAGAACACCGAUGAACUGGACAUCAGUGCAGGAGACAUCAUAACAAUCAUCGCAGAAGGCGAGGAUGGCUGGUGGACAGCAGAAAGGAAUGGUCAGCAAGGAUUUGUACCAGGGUCUUACCUCGAAAAGCUUUGAUGAAAAGAUGCAUCUGCUUUAAGACCUUAAAAAUACCGUUUUCUCUAAAGUGGCACACAUGAUCAGCCAGUGUUCACCAAGAGGAGCCCAUAUCAUUGUCUUAUAAGGUUAUCACUUGGGACUAAACAAUUGUCUAUGCCUUUUUCUUCAGGCCUCCCUCCCCACUCUGGAGUCUUCCCAGAGACAAUACAGGUGUUCCCCUCUUACAAAGGCUUUUAUCCCUUUGACUGCUCCAUCAACAUUGCAUUGAAUACAUUCCCUCAGCACCUCAAAGUUAUGACAAGUAUGGAAAAAAAAUUUCUCUGCACAAAAAAAAAUUGCUUACAAAAAUGGAAGAUAAGAAAUGUCCCUCAGUAAGUCUAUAUCACCUCCUGACAGGCUUGGAGACACUCUUGUGCUAACAGUCAUAUUCUCUACCAAUUAAUUAUCUCUUUCUUUAUCUGCAUAAGUAGCAUAGGCAUCUUUGACAGAGGUGUGAAAUACGGGGAUGGUGGUGUGGGUAUGCUGUGCUCAGGAUGAAGACAUACCAGGGUCUAAGCUAUACAACGAGACAGAAGAUCACAUAGUCCCUCUCCCCAUCCCCAAAUGCAUGAAUGGGAGAAACGGGUAAGGAUUCCCCACCUAUUUUAUCAUCAGAGCGACUAGGACAAAUCAUAAAGAUGAAACGCUGCUUUAAAGAACAUUAAAAGGAUUGUGACAUGCAUUGAGCUAAAGAAGAAAAUGUAAGCCCUUCCACCCCACCACCAACUCCUCCUGCUAUAAAACCCCAAGUCCUCUACUGUUCCAUCCUGGUGUGGAAUCCAAAGGCAAAGAGAUCAGGAUAGACCCUGAUCCUGACCUUUGCUGGAAGUUGCCUUUUUUAAUGGCUUGUGUCAUAACCUUAAUAUGAUUUGUCAUGUUUAAAAAUAAGCUAAGUAAAGGCUUUCACUAGAGCUGUAUUACCCAGACUGACCUGUUGUGAGCUAAUCAGGGAGCUGCCAAUCUCUUGAUAACCUUACAUGUAAUUGGCCUAUACAUUACCUGAUUUAAUCUCCACCCUCCCAUCUCUCAGCCUACACGAUUUUCUCCUGACCCCCUUUCAGAUGCCCCUCCCCUAUGAUUUCCCAAUUAUCCCGAUAGCCUUCCUGCAGCCUCUGCACCUCUGAGAUCAUUGUCAUGGGUCUGUCCUGGUUCCUUUUCCCUGCCUCACAGUGCACUCACACUUUAUGAAAGUUCUCAUAAGCAAAGCUGGCUAUUUUGUACACCAUAGAAUAGGAAUGCUGUGGGGAAAUUGGUCUAUCAGGUGACUAGUAUUUAGAAAUACUUCCAAAAUCCACAGUAUUUACCCAGUAGAGACCAUAAGAUUCUCCUUCAGUAUUUAAUGACGCAAUACAAACCUGCAAGGAUUUGCUUGGGGGGGAAAAAAACAAACACUGCUUCCUAGAGACAGAAUGAACUAACUGCCAAAAUUUCAGAUUUUAAAAAUCUAAUCAAAAAGUCAAUUUAAAGCACAAAUAAUCACCAUUAACAGGUAAAUCUUUUAAGUGAGGAGGCAUUGUGGGUGUGGAGUGAGGAUUUUAAAGCCAGAAAGAAAUCUAUAAGGACUGUUCCACCAUUUUAGUCAACAGGAUUGUAGCAUAUUAAUGAACUAGAGUCAAUCCAUAGAAACCCAUAGCAGAUUUUAUUCAGUUUUGUGCUGAGAAACCAAGUAGUGCAGCCCUUUUGGGGAUCCUCUCUUGCACACACAUUCCCCCUCACUUGUCGCCCCUUGCACUUCCCCCUCUGAGGAAGGCUUCUCUACAAUUCGGCCCCCCGCUCCUAGACCUGGUACACAGUACGUCUAGAAGUGCCUUGAAUAGGCGCUUACAGUUUCAUUUUAACAUAGAAACCAAAGAGAUGAAGUGAUAGGCUGUUUCCCAGGGCUGGCUGUGCAAAGGCAGAGCAUGAGUGACUAUGACAACUUCUCUGUGGGGCAGGGAUUAUCUUUCUUCUGCUUGUCCCUGAUCAGGGCUUCUGAGCGCUACCACAGUAUAAAUGGUAACAAUAAAGUGCUCCUUACAGCUUGCCAAUGCCCAGGACAGCCCUGUGUGGCCAGAUCUGAAUUUUAUAACCCAAGAAUCAUGGAGAGCAAUAGGCCACAACUAGGGCCUGUACCAUAUGCCAGUCGACACCUGCAAUGUGGCUA
Chelonoidis abingdonii (Abingdon island giant tortoise) is the source of this 3686-nucleotide messenger RNA. It is a transcript of the gene PSTPIP1, whose product is annotated as proline-serine-threonine phosphatase interacting protein 1. Gene Ontology annotation, cellular component: plasma membrane; actin filament; cytoplasm. The record is from RefSeq and is a predicted model, not a curated record. NCBI's taxonomy places the organism in Eukaryota, Metazoa, Chordata, Testudines, Testudinidae. Gene Ontology annotation, biological process: actin filament polymerization. Gene Ontology annotation, molecular function: actin filament binding.